AUGUUUGCCAGAGUAAAUAGAUUGAUAUUUGGUAGACCCAACAUAUCAUCAUCUAUCACUUCCAAUAUAAUCAAAUCAUCACAAAUCAUCAAAACACAACCAUUCUCCACAUCAUUGGUGAAUCAACAAGGACCAUCUAUUUCAUCUACAUUAAACAAACAUGGACUUCAAUCCAAGAAAAUCUCCGCCAACAAUAGUGCCACUGAACGUGUUGUUUUUUGGAAAUUAUAUGCUCAUUUUAAUAAACAUAAUACUAGAUGUCAAUUAGUUGCCGUAGUUGAAGAUAUUAAAUUCAUGGAAAAUAAUCCUCAUUUAUCAUAUAAUGAACAAGUAUUAUAUUAUUUACAAUUACCUCAUAAAACAAAAGUAACAAUAUCUGCUGGUCAAUUGGGUUUUAGAAAAUCUCAAAGACAAGAAUAUGAAGCUGGUUUCCAAGUUGCAACUAAAAUGUUUCAAACUAUUCAAGAACAAAAUUUAAUUGGUCCUGAUGAAAAAGUAGAAAUCGUGAUGAAGAAUUUUGGUAAAGGUAGACAAGCAUUUCAAGAUGCUUUAUUAGGUAAAGAAGGUUCAGCUCUUAGAAAGAAUGUGGUAAGAAUGACUGAUGCAACUGUUUUGAAAUUCGGGGGGUCUCGUUCAAAGAAACUCCGUCGUUUAUAG
Hemisphaericaspora subhashii is the source of this 657-nucleotide messenger RNA. Its product is annotated as mitochondrial 37S ribosomal protein YmS18. Bases 1 to 657 code for a protein of 218 amino acids. Gene Ontology annotation, biological process: translation. Gene Ontology annotation, cellular component: ribosome. The record is from RefSeq and is a predicted model, not a curated record. Gene Ontology annotation, molecular function: structural constituent of ribosome. Lineage: Eukaryota; Fungi; Ascomycota; Pichiomycetes; Serinales; Debaryomycetaceae. The transcript has a single exon.